Molecule: messenger RNA, 927 nt
Organism: Lathyrus oleraceus (garden pea)
Lineage: Eukaryota; Viridiplantae; Streptophyta; Magnoliopsida; Fabales; Fabaceae
Exons: 2
Coding region: 1-927 (308 amino acids)
Source: RefSeq, a predicted model, not a curated record
AUGGAUUCAUUGGAGCAAAGUCAUAUUGCAUUGAGAGGAGAUGUUGACUCGAUGAAAAACCAGGUAGACCAACUUGUAGAGGCUAUGAUAGCUUUAGCAAAGAGGGAGGACAACAUUCAACAGAUUGCAGUUAUUGAGAAUGUAGUUCCGCCUCCAGUAAAUGAUCUUACCCAACCUCGGCCUGUGCAAACCCCAGUUGAUAACUCUGUUGUACAAGAACGUCAUAUUGUUCGAAAUAAGGGUUCCUCAUAUCAUGAUGAUGUUGAGUAUCAUAGCUUUGCAUUCUCUAUGCCAGAUUCCCAUGGGACAAGCCUUGCGGUUAAUACUGAACAACCACAAGAUGAUGAGAUUGUUAAAAGAUGUUGCGUGCUAGAGAAAAGACUCAAGGACAUAGAAGGACAAGAUACUGUUGAACAGAGUGCCUUAGACAUGUGUUUGGUACCUGGCCUAGUUAUACCUGCAAAAUUCAAAGACAGCUUGACUGGGGCAUCAUUGAAUUGGUAUAUGAAGUUAGAAAGGAAUCAUGUUCAGUCCUGGAUGGACCUAGCUAACGCCUUUUUGAAUCAAUACAAAUACAAUUUGGACAUGGCUCCCAAUCGCAUGCAGUUGAGAGCCUUAUCUCAGGAAAGCAACGAAUCCUUCAGAGGGUAUGCCCAAAGAUGGAAAGAGUUAGCAGCUUGUGUUGAACCACCACUCUUAGACAAAGAAGUGAUGGAAUUAUUCAGGGAUACCUUGCAAAGUCCUUACUUCGAAAGGAUGAUUAGCAGUGCAGCAUCAGACUUCGCUCACUUGGUGUCAAUUGGAGAACGCAUUGAGAAUGGCCUCAAAAGUGGAAAAAUCCAAUGCGCCUCAAAUAGCCAGAGCAUGGAGAGUGAAUCUAUUCCUAGUUCCCAAAAGGAAGAAGAAGCUGAAAUUAAUGCAGUCUAG